UUUAUCACACACACGCGACACCUGUAUGCGUCGGCAUCGGUUCUUUUAGUAUUUGUAUGGCAGGGGGAAACCUUAACGGUAGAGAACGGUAGAGGAGAAACGUUUUGUGUUUAUUGUUUUUCUGUGAAGUUGAACGAGGAAGCUAUUUAUAAAGCGGAAUGUUCCAGCUUCAAAACCUUCAGGAUCUGAGGCAUACUGCCUCACUAGCCACCAAGGUGUUCAUUCAGAGGGACUACAGUGAGGGCACCAUCUGCAAGUUCCACACCAAACUUCCAGCAGAACUCAGCAGCAGGAUCGAGCGGACCCUGUUUGAAGACACCGUGAAGACGCUCAAUAACUACUACGCAGAGGCCGAGAAGAUCAGCGGUCAGUCUUACCUGGAGGGCUGCUUGGCUUGUGUGUCAGCUUACAUUAUAUUCCUCUGCAUGGAGACACGAUAUGAGAAGGUCCUAAAGAAGAUCUCCAUGUAUAUUCAGGAGCAGAAUGAGAACAUCUAUGCACCUCGAGGACUUCUUAUCACUGACCCUAUUGAGAGGGGAAUGAGAGUGAUAGAGAUCUCUGUUUUUGAGGAUCGUAGCUCCACCGGCUCCAGUUCCAGUGGCAGCUCAGUAUCUGGCAGCAGUGCUCGGUGACUGGAGGAGCAGCACCAGGGUUACGGGUACCGAGGGGCCAAAGGGAUCACCAAGAUUCACAUGUUGAAACAUGAGAGCACCAGAUUUUGAAUUAACAGAAUGUCAAAGCCACUUAUUUCUCCUCAUCUCUCUUUGCUAUUACAUAGUAAUUCACACAGUACACACACAAACCCUCCCUCACUCCCACCCUUACAUUGUCUUCUGUGUUUCCAUUAGCAACACUCAUGAUCUGUGAGCUCCAUACAUCAUGUCCCACAAAUGCUGAAAUACAGAGCAGGAGUCUACUUAUAAAAUAUUUACUAAUUAAAAUAUUUCUUUAAGUGUACCCGCUAUAUUGAUGUCAGUUGGACAUUGUUAUGCAUUUGGCACCAGGGUUGAGUGCUGGACAAUGGCCAAGCUCUCCUCAUUCUUCUGUCUGGUCUUCUUUAAGAGGCAUUGCCAUAGUUCACUGCCAUUGCUGAUCCUGUGUAGUGCUUGAGGCUUCUGUUCACUUGGCCAACUCUACCAUUCACCUGUGGCUCAGUGGUUUGCUGUUUUGUGGUGUGGGCAGCGAGCCCAGGUGGAUCAAGUUCUCUCCACGUCUCAGCUCAUUGGGUAUGCAAGCGAGCUUUAGUCAGUCGAGGACCUUUUGUCUCCAUGAGAUGAAAGCAACUAGUAAUUUUGGCUUGUCCGCUGAGCUGUGGUUGGUGAAUGUGUGUGUGUAUGUAUGUUUGGAUCAGAUAAGCUGCAUUUAGCUGAUAAAAUUGAGAGGAAGUUGAAUCAGCAGCUGCUUAAAAUGAACUCUCCAACAGAACAGCUCCUCAUGUGUAAUGUUUCAGUCUUGGACUUUUUUGCUCUAAUGAUAGCUCUAGGCUGAAACUUGCACUGCAUCUUAUACAUCUUUAUGCAUACUCAGCAGCUUAAUCCUGGGAAAAAACAUAAAAAUAUUGUGAUGUACACAUACUUACUUCCUGCAUAAAACGCAAUGGAAUACAUCAAAGAGUCAGAAUGGAUUAAGAUAUGAUUGUGUUUGUUAUUUAAAGGCAUUCAGCUCUGUGAACACAAUAUAAAAAAUUGCCAGACAUUGCACAAGGGUUUUGUCAUAUGAACAGCAGUUGUUUAGUCAGAUCAUUUUCAAAAGAGAAGCUGAUAAGGCAAAUGUAACAGAACUUUGCAUCAGAGAUUUUCUCCAUGAGGCUUUUUUUUUUUUGCAUUCCAUUCAAACUCUUUAUUCGGGAAUAUAGCUUGCCCACAAAUAUUGUAAUAAGAUAAGCAUGUAGAUCCAUUCAGAAUGUGAAUUUCUACAUGAAUAUCAUGUAACUUAAUUUUCAUUCAUUCAUUCAUUCAUUCAUUCAUUCAUUCAUUCAUUCAUAUUUUAUAACCACUUUAUCCUAAUCAGGGUUGAAGUGGAUCCUACACUGGAGUUCUACACACUCCUUUGUACACUCAAGGCAAUUUAGCAUAACCAGUCCAUCUAACACACAGAGAGCAUACAAAGUACAUCUAAACGGUUAUACUUCUAUCAGUUCACACUUAGGAAAAUUCAAUACUAUUGCUACAUGUAGAAAGGCUGAGAAGGAUGUCCCUAGGAUAGCAGUACCAUGCACUUGAUAUUAUUUGUGUUGGUUGGUCUAUCAUAAGAAUAAUACAAAACAAGAAUGAUGUUCUUGCAUGGCUUCAGGUAUUAAGGAAGCUGACAGCUUUCCAAAGACAACAUAGCAGAACCAUCUUUAGUUUACUGAAGAGCAAUAGUGUAUGUUCCACAUGAAUAUUGGAACGAUAUCCUGCAGAUAAACUUUCAAAAUAUCAAAACCAACAUUUAAAAAUAGAAUUUUAUCUGUAAGGCAUGGCAUGCAGUAUCUUUGGUACAUCAUGGCCUGGAUGUCUUAUAAAGUAUUCAACAAUGUACAGCUGAAAAGUUCAGCCAGGAGAUCCUCAGCAGAAUAGUUGAAUAUUAAGGCAUCUGUCUGUAAUCUAAAGGCUAGGACAUGCAAAAUGGCAAUGACAGGGACUACAGGAGUAAAUUUUUGAUUACCUGUGAGGUAAUUAAAUAUUACAGAAGCCAUGGCCUUGAAGUUAAUGCCUAUAAAGGAGGUUUUAGUAGUUUCUAAAUUGAAGGUACAGCAUAUUUCCUGCAUUAAAUUUUAUUGUUGGUUAGACCAUUUGUUUAAUGAAGGUGAUGAAGGCACUGUAACUAUAUGUUCAGUGUCCAAAAUUAAUGUGUACAACUGGUGGCACAAUGGGUAACAGAUCUCAGAUCUCCAGGUUUUCUGGUUCAGUCUUGUGCUCAGGUUGUGUGGAGUGACUAUGUAGAGUUUGUGCAUGUUGUCUCUUGUCCUGUCAGGUUUCCUCCUUUAUUACCCCUCUCCAACAACAAGUCAGUAUUUGGAUAAGUUGCUCUAAAUUCCCCAUAGGUAUUAAUGAAUAUGAUGGAUGUGCGUGAUGUCUUGCGAUUGUCUAUUCAGUGUGUAUUGUAGGCUCAAGAUCCACCAGCACAAUGACAAGGAUAAA
This is a messenger RNA of Hemibagrus wyckioides, 3122 nucleotides long. It is a transcript of the gene golga7bb, whose product is annotated as golgin A7 family, member Bb. The record is from RefSeq and is a predicted model, not a curated record. Gene Ontology annotation, cellular component: palmitoyltransferase complex. Bases 159 to 632 code for a protein of 157 amino acids. The transcript is spliced from 5 exons. Gene Ontology annotation, biological process: protein targeting to membrane; peptidyl-L-cysteine S-palmitoylation. Lineage: Eukaryota; Metazoa; Chordata; Actinopteri; Siluriformes; Bagridae.